CCACGUCCACACUGACCGCGAGAGAAGCGGGAGAGGGAGUUUGUCGUGAUAGGAAUGCACACGCAAAGUUUACUGUGAAUCCUGAUUUACUUUCACGGAAGAGGAACGCGUGCCACUAUCUCACCACCUCGAUUUCUUCUUUUCAAAGGUGUAUACCUCCCACCCCGCCCCACCACGGCCCUCACCUGUGUGUUGCGGUGCUUCCCUUGUGAGCCGACCUGGGCCGGCAGCCCCUUCUUGCACCGCCCGCCGACCCGGCCCAUGGUCACCAUGACGCGCUCCAAAACUUUCCAGGCGUACCUGCCCAGCUGCCACCGCACCUACAGCUGCAUCCACUGCAGAGCACACCUCGCCAACCAUGACGAGCUCAUCUCCAAGUCGUUUCAAGGAAGUCAGGGCAGAGCAUAUCUGUUCAACUCUGUGGUGAACGUGGGAUGUGGUCCUGCAGAGGAGAGGGUUCUGCUCACAGGCCUUCACGCAGUGGCAGACAUCUACUGCGAAAACUGCAAAACCACACUGGGGUGGAAAUAUGAACAUGCCUUUGAGAGCAGUCAGAAGUACAAGGAAGGCAAGUUCAUUAUCGAGCUCGCCCACAUGAUCAAGGACAACGGCUGGGACUGAGCGAGCGUCCUGGAGAGAGCAACGGGUGGAUGGUGAAUGUGUGGGUGAAUGACUGACUUUGGUUUGCCAUUACCCUCUUAAACCCUCUUCUACCCUCCAUCUCCUGCUGACACACACGCGCAUCGCCGGACCGAGUCUGGAGAGCGGGCCACCCCGGCGGGCUUUGUGUGUCUGGAGGAGAGCGCGCGCAUUUGUCUGUGUGUGUGUGUGUGUGUCCGGCCCGGCACAUGGGAGCACACUGAGAUACAUGAAUGCAUACACAAGGUGUACAGACAUACGUGUGUAAAAACAACAGCAUACCGCAUGUCACGCUCAUCUCAGCCUGAUGGUUUAUACUACAAGCGGCUCUAUUCAUACGCGUAUAUGACAUAAGGCAGGGCUCAGGGGGCGCGUUGUGCUUGGCAGGAUCAGGGUCACGAGUUCGCCGAGCUGAUGGGGCUUUCUCCACUUCGUGUCAGUGAGAAGCUACCAGGCUGACCUUUCUGAAUUCAGCUGAGGUUUGCACCAUCUGCGCCAGUGAGGAGGACUGGCAUGGAGAAAUCUCUGAAUGGGAGCUCUGACGGACCAACAAACAGGGCUUAAAGGAAUAGUUCACACAGAAAUGAAGAUUAAUGUCUUUGCAAGA
This is a messenger RNA of Sinocyclocheilus rhinocerous, 1246 nucleotides long. It is a transcript of the gene ypel2b, whose product is annotated as yippee-like 2b. NCBI's taxonomy places the organism in Eukaryota, Metazoa, Chordata, Actinopteri, Cypriniformes, Cyprinidae. The coding region runs from base 262 to 621 and encodes 119 amino acids. The record is from RefSeq and is a predicted model, not a curated record. The transcript has 5 exons.